UGACUGAUUCGUCCCAAAUAGGUAGACAUAGAGGAUUGAUAGGCAAAUUGGAGAGGAGGAGACGAGAGCGAGGACGGAGGGGAAAACAGAGGUGCUCGCUAACAAUGGGGAUGCUCGCGCUGAAGCGGCUCAUGUCUGAGCGGCGGCGUCGCCAAAUCCGAGCCCGUGGAUGUGAUGCAGACAGAUGGAGUUCUUCAGAGGCUAAAAGAAAGAAGGAAGUCGGCAGCGAUGAUGUUUCUCCAGGUGCUAAACGAUUGAGAUCUUCAGGACUGCACCUUCCAGAGGAUAUCUGGUGUCACAUUCAUUCCCUAAUGCCACUGCGAGAUGCUGCUCGUACUGCCUGCGUGUCUCGUGCCUUUUCACAAUCCUGGAGAUAUCAUCCCAACCUCACCUUUAAUAAGUGUAUGCUUGGCUCAAAUAGCAAUGGACAUGUAACAGAUUUCAUCAGAACAAUUGACCAUGUUCUGAAAAAACACUCGGGAACUAACAUCAAGACACUCACACUUGAACUGGAUGAUUUUAAAAAUUCCUGGCGUCGUCGGCUGAAUAGUCUGCUUCAGAUUGCCAUGAGACCAGGGAUUGAAGAAAUAUCCCUUAGCUUCGGCUUCUUUGCGAAGGCAGCAUACACGUUUCCAUGCUGGCUUUUAUCUGAUAGGAUCAGGAAUUCAAUUCGGUGUCUUAAACUACACCGUUGUGUUUUCCGCCCCACAGUCAAACUUGGUCCUUUCAGAAGCCUGGCAAUGCUGCGUUUCUUUGAAGUGCGUAUUACAGGGUACAAGUUAGGGUGCCUUCUUACAAACAGUCCUGCUCUCGAGUGGUUGGAACUUAAUUCUUGUGACGAGUUAGAUAGCCUGAAGAUACCCUGCCAGCUUCAGCGGCUUAGCUACCUGAGUGUUUACUUUUGCCUGAGGCUGUACAUGAUAGAGAUCAAAGCUCCAAAACUUCGUGUUUUUGACUUGGAUGCAGAAAAGGUAAUAAAGCUCUCAUUUGGAGUAUCAGUGGAGCUGAAGCAGUUAUACAUAAGCAGUCCAGACCUUGUGAGUUGUGCCCAUUUGGAGUUCCUCUCCAAUGUGCCAGAUCUCGAAGGUCUCAAGCUAAAAUCGUGUUGCCAGGUGAUCAGUUCAGUGAUGCUACCCAUCAAGUUACUCCACCUCAAAGAAAUUAACCUUUCAUUGACCGAAGAGGGUGACUAUGAUUAUUUUUCUCUGGCUUGUUUGCUUGAUAGCUGUCCUUCCUUGAGGAAAAUUUUCUUAAAUGUAUCUCAUACAUGCGUGGGACAUCAGACGUUCAUGGAAGAUCCCUCACACCCGAGACAGAUGCCAGGGCAGCAGCAUGGCAAUCUUAAAAGCGUGACAAUCUUUGGUUUCUGUUAUGCAAAGAGCUUAGUCGAGCUAACAUGCUAUAUCAUCGAGAACGCUGCUACAUCGUUGGAGAGCCUAACAUUGGACAUUCAUGGUACGCGUGUUGUCUCGGUAUCUGGUGCCAUACUCAGGCCCAUGUGCGAUGGUAAGUUGGUGGAGGCUCCUCGAACUCUUCUGGCCAUCAGAACAUACAUCCAGCGGAGAAUCCCCUCGACUGUGAAGCUGAAUGUCCUGGAGCCCUGCGGCACGUGCAGUAACUAGGUACUGUUGGACAUUAGGCGCCAACCUAUCGUCCUGGAGUAACUAGGUACUUUAAAUGUUCUAUGUUGUCGUUCAAAUUACCGGAAUUUGUCGGAUGUUUGAAGUUGUGUACUGGUACCAUUAAAAAUAAGUGUGGUUUUGAUUAUUAA
This is a messenger RNA of Lolium rigidum, 1771 nucleotides long. RefSeq lists its product as uncharacterized. The record is from RefSeq and is a predicted model, not a curated record. The coding region runs from base 105 to 1622 and encodes 505 amino acids. NCBI's taxonomy places the organism in Eukaryota, Viridiplantae, Streptophyta, Magnoliopsida, Poales, Poaceae. The transcript has 5 exons. Gene Ontology annotation, molecular function: protein binding.